Amphibalanus amphitrite is the source of this 2862-nucleotide messenger RNA. RefSeq lists its product as uncharacterized. The transcript is spliced from 3 exons. The record is from RefSeq and is a predicted model, not a curated record. Lineage: Eukaryota; Metazoa; Arthropoda; Thecostraca; Balanomorpha; Balanidae. The coding region runs from base 550 to 2271 and encodes 573 amino acids.
GGACCGCGUGGAUCGCAUUUCAAUUUCGCAUGAUGAUCGAGGCGUGUUGCCGCGGUAUGCCACGGCCACGGGAGGAGCGGGCGAUCUCGCGUCUAGCUGUCUUACUCAAGAAGAGAAGGGCGCGUGAGUGCAGCGCAGUUCCCGUUUGAAGGCGUCAGCGGAGACGGCUCGGGUUAUGCUGACUGGUGACAUUCCGCCGGAUGUGGCGGAGACGUUCCCGGCUGCUCCGAGUCGGCUGGAGACGGCGACCUGGCACCGGCCCACUUCUUUCAUGCGGUUCAGCGCUGCUUGGAGGCGAGCAUCAUGCGUCUCAGCGUCCUUGCCGUAGACCACGUCAUCAUACAGAGUUCACCAUUGGACGUGAGCGUGUAAGGACUCACGCUGUGCGCGGUGACCGUUCGAGGCCGGACCCCAAACAGCGACCACGACUCCGGUCUCCGGUUCAAUAGCUAAGUAGUUGUAUUUAACUGGUUCUGGCAGUCAUUACCUUGAAUGUGAUCGGUAACUGGGUACAAUAGAGAUUUGUUAUUUAGUAGCCAAACAAUAAUUAUGGUGCCAGCAUUACGACCUGCUUCGCUAAAGAAACAGCGCAAUAGCGUGAGGCGAUGCCGUGACUGCUGGUUAAGACUGAGACCGAGUCGUAGUAUUCACCCGAUACACCGCCGUUCCUACCAACAUCUACCGUGCAAUGCCCAAAGGCACGCAGCGGCUGAUGGCUGUUGUGGUGGACGGCGGGCUCAGUCGCUGCUGGGGGCGCGGCUGGGCGACAACGGUGCCAUGUUGUUUCCGCUGCUGAUUCUGACGGCCACCGGCGGGGCGCGCUCGAACGGCGCCUCGCCGGCGUUCUUUUCGUUCCAGCCUCUGGAUCCGGCGAACGGCGUGAUGCCGAGCGUGCUGGAGACGCGGCCGGCCGGCGGCUGCGAGUGCCGCGCCUUCUGCGGCGCCGACCCGGCCUGCCUCGGCUACGGCUACAGCCUCGACACCGGCCUGUGCCUGCUGACCGACGUCCUGCCGCUGCCCGAGAGGCUGGAGCCGAGCGCGGCGCUGUGGCACUGGCACGCGCGCGGCGGCGCCCGCCGGCUCGGCGAGCCGUGUACGCUCGGCUCUGAGUGCUGGUCGGUGACGCCCGGCGGCGCCUGUCUGUCGGGCGUCUGCCGCUGCCGCCCGCCGUUCCAGCUCGACGGAGACCGGUGCGCCAAGACGGGCGGGUUUCUGCCGGUGGGCAACGGUCGGCUCUCGGCCGAACCCACGGCUGAGGCCGCCACUGCCGACGUCGACGAAUGCAAGCGACUGUGCGCCGACAACACGACCUGCAUGGCGUGCGACUUUUCGCCUUCCGACGGCCGCUGCCUGCUCUACGCUCAGGGCAUCGUCUCCGAUGCCGGUUCGGGUGGCGACGAGCUGUCGUUCGUUUGGCAGUUUCCGCGGCCUGACGGCGUGGUCCCGGCCUCGGCCCGGCUCGUGCAAGACCAGCAAGUGAUCCGAGUGGGCAUCACCACGGGACUGGAGGCGGCUCAUACCUGUUUCGCCAACAAUGCCAUUGUGUAUCCAGGCGUGUCACAGACUCAUCUCAAUGACCUGAACGCUGCCUGGCCGGAAAUAUUUAGCACGAUGGAGCCGUCCUAUGUCGGACUGGAUGACUUGCUGGUGGAGGGUACAUUUGUUACCAGCGACGGAGAAGACGCGCCUUCUGUUGGAUGGGGAGCCAUCGAGCCCAAUAAUGCCAACAACGAGGACUGCGUCACCACCUCUAGAGAUGGCGUGUUUCUGAACGACGUGGAGUGCCACCUGCCCUUCAUGGUGCUUUGUCAGUACAUGGGCGAUAACCUGGCUCUGGGCAAGUUGAGCUGGAUGAGCAUGGUGUCGCCCGGCUCUGCGGCCGCCAACGGUAACGACGGUGACCUCCUCAGCGCGGCCAGUAUGACCCUGACCGACGGACCGCCGCUCACCUGGACCGUCGACCUGGGCGGCCCCGUGCAGGUGACCAGCGUGCUGUUGGCGUCCGGCGCCGCCGUCGGGCGCGACACGGAGGUGCGCGUUGGCAGCGACCGGCGGCUGUUCGACGAGCGCCACUCGGCGCGCUGCGUGCUGCGCGCCCAGCCGUUUGUGGCCGCCUUGUACGCCCGGCUGCUGCGCUGUGACGAGCCCGUCACCGGCCGGUAUGUGCGGAUCAUCCGGCGCGGACCGGAGCUCACGCUGGAGCUGGCCGAUCUGGCCGUGUUUGGGAACCGCCUGGAGGCUCCCGAGGGCGGCUGUCCGGCCUGCCCGUGAGCGGGGACUCCGUAUCGGUGCCCCAAGAAACACCGGGGCCCUUUUCUCGGCACGCCGCUACCUCCGCUGCUACUGGGUAUCGGAGCUCGAUUUCCAUGGAAACGUAAGCGAAGUUGGAAAAUUUGCUGCUUACGUUCCCAUGAAAACCGAGCGCCGCUCCCUGGUAUUACCAAGUAGCAGCGUGCCGUGAAACAGGGGCGGGGCAAACACCUGAGCGAGAUGUUAUUAGAACAGCCGUGUAACUCUAUGCGCUGGUUGGCGCGUGUAUUUAGUGUGGCUAAAUAGGUUGACAAAAAUCACCCCUUGAAAAUUAGUGUACACUUCCACCAUGGGAAUGGCACUUUGACUUGCCAUUAAUUCACAGUGGAGUAGUUCCAUUUUAUAUAAAUGCGUAUAAGCGCAUUCCUAAACGGGUUGCGCUCUAAUCUUAAUUCUUAUCACCACUGGCGUCCCACGGGCCCGUCCUUCCGGUGACCUCCCGGUACCGCUCUUCGCCCCUUCCUUGCGGAUUCUGUCAUCGUACCAAAGGUUUUGUGCAGUCUCGUGUCAUGGCAGUUUGGUACCGGAUCAAUAAAUUGCGUCAACAGAACA